Strigops habroptila (Kakapo) is the source of this 11926-nucleotide messenger RNA. It is a transcript of the gene BPTF, whose product is annotated as bromodomain PHD finger transcription factor. The transcript is spliced from 32 exons. Gene Ontology annotation, molecular function: RNA polymerase II cis-regulatory region sequence-specific DNA binding. Gene Ontology annotation, cellular component: NURF complex. Bases 221 to 9892 code for a protein of 3223 amino acids. Gene Ontology annotation, biological process: regulation of transcription by RNA polymerase II. NCBI's taxonomy places the organism in Eukaryota, Metazoa, Chordata, Aves, Psittaciformes, Psittacidae. The record is from RefSeq and is a predicted model, not a curated record.
CCGAGGCAGAGACGAAGAAACAAGAUGGCGGCCGGUGGCGAUCCGGAGCGGGACGCCGGCAAUUCGGAUUGAGCCCUCGGCCCUCACAGCUCGGCGGCCCCCCUCCCCGGCCCGGAUCCCUCGCAGGGGGGGGAGCUUCCCCGUAGCCGCCUGUCCGGACUCCGAGCGCCCUCCCGAGCCUUCCUUUCCCCUCCCUUCCCCCCUCGGCCAGCGCCCAGAGAUGCGGGGCCGGCGAGGCAGGCCGCCCAAGCAGCAGCCGGCGGCGGCCACCGCUCAGGCGAGCUCCCCGGCUCCGCCCGCCCCGGCGGGCCCCAUCGGGGGGCUGAGGUCCCGGCAGCGGGGCAGCAGCCGCGGCAGGUGGGCGACCUCGGCCCAGGCGGAGACGGCGGGGCCCAAGCAGAAGGGAGCCGCGGCUGCCCAGGCCUCUUCCCCCGCCACCGCCUCCCCCAGGGGGGGCAGCAAGAGGAAGGGAGGCAGCGGCAGCAGCAGCACCCCUGGUGGGGGAGGCAGCAGCGGUAAGGGUAGGGGCAGGGCUGGGGCUGGAGGAGCAGGGGGAGGAGGCGGAGGAGGCAGCUGCAACAGCCAAGGCAGGGCUGCCUCGUCCAGGAGGAGCAUCAGCAAAGUGGUGUACGAUGAUCAUGAGAGCGAAGAGGAGGAGGAGAGCAUGGUGUCCGAGGAGGAAGAGGAGGCAGACCCCGAGGAUAACCAGGACUCCGAGGAGGAAGAGGAGGAGGAGAUAAUGGAGGAAGAGGACGACGACGACUCUGACUACCCUGAAGAGAUGGAGGAUGAAGACGAUGCCAGUUAUUGCACUGAGAGCAGCUUCAGGAGCCACAGCACUUACAGCAGCACCCCAGGUAGGAGAAGACAAAGAGUGCAUCGUCCUCGUUCUCCAAUAUUGGAAGAAAAAGAUAUCCCACCCUUGGAGUUUCCUAAAUCCUCAGAGGACUUAAUGGUGCCUAGUGAGCAUAUAAUGAAUGUUAUUGCCAUCUAUGAGGUACUAAGGAACUUUGGCACUGUUUUACGCCUCUCUCCUUUUCGUUUUGAGGACUUCUGUGCUGCUCUGGUAAGUCAAGAGCAGUGCACACUUAUGGCAGAGAUGCAUAUAGUGCUUUUAAAAGCAGUUUUACGUGAAGAAGACACUUCAAAUACUACCUUUGGACCUGCUGACCUCAAAGAUAGCGUUAAUUCCACUUUGUAUUUCAUAGAUGGAAUGACGUGGCCAGAGGUUCUGCGGGUAUAUUGUGAGAGUGACAAGGAAUACCAUCAUGUUCUUCCUUUCCAAGAGACAGAGGACUAUCCUUAUGGACCAGUAGAGAAUAAAAUCAAAGUUCUGCAGUUCUUAGUGGAUCAGUUUCUUACAACAAACAUUGCACGUGAAGAGUUAAUGUCAGAAGGUGUUAUUCAGUAUGAUGAUCAUUGUAGGGUUUGUCACAAACUUGGGGAUUUGCUUUGCUGUGAAACUUGUUCAGCUGUGUACCAUUUGGAGUGUGUGAAACCACCUCUUGAAGAGGUACCAGAAGAUGAAUGGCAGUGUGAGGUCUGCGUAGCACAUAAGGUGCCUGGAGUAACUGACUGUGUUGCUGAAAUCCAAAAAAAUAAACCAUACAUUCGACAUGAACCUAUUGGAUAUGACAGGCAUAGACGAAAAUACUGGUUCCUGAACAGAAGAAUCAUUAUAGAGGAAGAUUCAGAAAGUGAGAAGGAUAAGAAAAUCUGGUACUUUAGCACAAAGAUCCAGCUGGCAGAGCUAAUCGAAUGCCUAGACAAAGACUACUGGGAAGCUGACCUAUGCAAAACUCUGGAAGAAAUGCGUGAGGAAAUUCAUCGGCACAUGGAUGUGACAGAAGACCUCACUAAUAAAGCAAGGGGCAACAACAAGUCUUUCCUUUCUGCAGCAAAUGAUGAAAUUUUGGACACUAUCAGAGCAAGAAAAGGAGAAAUAGUGGAAGAUAAAACCACAGCAGAUGAUGAAGCAGAAAAGGCCAAAAGUGAUGUUGAUAAUGACCAGACAGAUGCUGAGAGAAGCAGGGAAGAAUCUGGAGACCAAGAUAAAACUGAGGAAACACUCACUGAGCAAGAUGCAGAAAAAGUGAAAACAGAAGAGGCAACAGUCGUUGGGGAUAAAAGUAACUCUGUGACAUCAAGCACUGAUGACAACAACACAAAUCCUUCUGCAGGAGAGACUAGUUGCUCUGAGGGGAAGAACGCAAUGGGGUGUCAGUCAGAAACCCUUGAGAGCAACAACGUGGCAGAGAAGAAGGUGGCAUCAGAGCUCCCUCAGGAACUCUCAGAAGAAACUGGUCAGAUGAUCCCUAGCAACAGUAGCAGUGUAUCUGCUGCACCUCUACCGUCAGAUGUUGAAAACAGCAACGGCAGUGAGCUGGGCUCUGGGCAGAACGACUCCAUUAGGACUCCUGAUGAUGCUGAGAAUGCAGAGAGGGGAUCCCAGACUUCGGAGGACAUAGGAGAGAAGUCUAACGGUGAAAGAAGUGAUUCUCCAGGCGCAGGAAAAGGCGCGCCAGGUUCGACGCGAAUGCUUACGAGAUCACGAAAUCCAGAUAGCAAGUUGAGCCAGAUGAAAAGCCAGCAGGUUGCUGCCGCAGCACAUGAAGCAAAUAAGUUGCAUAAAGAAGGCAGAGAGGUUCUGGUGGUCAACUCUCAAGGUGAAAUCUCCCGAAUGAACACAAAGAAGGAAGUUGUGAUGAAAGGAAAUAUCAACAAUUAUUUCAAAUUAGGGCAAGAGGGGAAGUAUCGUGUUUAUCAUAAUCAGUAUGCCACUAAUUCAUUCGCAUUGAACAAGCACCAGCACAGGGAGGACCAUGACAAGAGACGACAUCUCUCGCAUAAAUUCUGUCUGACUCCUGCUGGAGAGUUCAAAUGGAAUGGGUCUGUACAUGGGUCCAAAGUUCUUACCAUUUCCACUUUGAGGCUAACUAUCAUUCAGCUAGAAAACAACAUCCCGGCAUCAUUCCUUCACCCUAACUGGGCUUCCCACAGGUCUAACUGGAUUAAGGCUGUUCAGAUGUGCAGCAAACCUAGAGAAUUUGCACUAGCGCUGGCUAUAUUGGAGUGUGCAAUUAAACCGGUUGUCAUGCUGCCAAUCUGGCGGGAGUCGUUGGGGCACACUAGAUUACGCAGAAUGACAGCAAUAGAAAGAGAAGAAAAGGAGAAAGUGAAAAAAAAAGAGAGAAAACAAGAAGAAGAAGAAACAAUGCAGCAAGCUACGUGGGUGAAAUAUACAUUUCCUGUCAAGCAUCAGGUUUGGAAGCAAAAAGGAGAGGAAUACAGAGUAACAGGUUAUGGUGGCUGGAGCUGGAUUAGUAAAACACAUGUCCACAGAUUUCUACCCAAACUGCCUGGAAAUACUAAUGCAAACUACAGAAAGUUGCUACCAACAAAGAGCGAAGACGAAAAAUGCAACUUGGAUAAACGAAAAGGUCCAAUUAAGGUAAAACCAGAAAAAGACAGAACAAAGGAUUCUCAUGAGCUGCAAGCAAAAGACAAAGCAGAUGUUUCAGAAACCUCAGAGAAAGUGCAAGUGAAAGAAGAAAAGUCACGUCAAGAAAAAGUAGAAGUUGAUACAAUUUCUGAAAACCUAGAUGGUGCAAGAGACAAAGUGGAAAAAGAAAUCGAUGGUGAAAAUGAUAAAGUCAUCAAGGAAGAACCUAUGGAUGUAGAUGAUGUGAAAAUUGAAUCCCCCAUAAAAGAUGAGGACAGUCAUUGUAAGCUGGAUAUAAUCAAUGUCAGUGAGGGAUUUCAUUUAAGGACUUGCUACAAAAGGAAAGUAAAAUCAUCAAAAUUAGAUGGACUACUUGAGAGGCGAAUAAAACAGUUUACACUGGAAGAAAAACAACGACUAGAAAGGAUGAAACUGGAGGCUAGUGCUAAAGCUGGAGGCAUUCGAUCUGUAAGCCCCCCAAAAAACAUAGAUGAGCUACAAAUGAGAAAAGUAAAAGAAGGAAGCCAGUUUGACAUGUCUUCCCAAAAUCAAACCUAUAUUUCAGAUAAGACCCAAACUGAAGAUGCAGAACAGGACUGCUUGCCAAUCAGCAGCAUCUCUUGUUCCAAAACCGGUGAGCUGGAUGAACCCUCUUUGCCUUUGACAAACAGGCUAUCAAAAAGAGAAGGCCAGCUACUGGAUGAAGACUCACGUCAAUCCUCUGAAGGUGAAAGCUCCAUUCAGAAUGAUAGUAAAGAAAACAACCCUGAACCUAUGACUGCUGAUAAGUGUCAAGGACAAGAGGCUCUUGGAGGGUCUGAGAGUUCCUUUGUGGAUGGCUUGAAACAAAAAAAUGCAGAAGGUAGAAUCAAAUGGGAUGUUUCAGAAACCAGCAAAAAACCUUUGAAACAAAACCUACCUAUUUCCAGAGUGUCUCAGCGUGAACGUGAAAACAUGGAGCCGGUGGUAACUGAAAGCAGCUGUAGAAAAGAUGCUCUGGCCACCCUUGAAAAAACAGAUUCAGAAGGAAAUUCUGAACAUCAGAGCAAAGAUCAAGAAAACAAUUGUAUGCUAAAAAGCCAUAUUGAACCAAUGUCCUCUCAAGAAAGUGAAAUGGAGGAAGAAAUUGCUUCAGUAAAGAGUGAAAGUAAAUCUGAAAACAAGGUCGUGUUGCACCAAAAAUCAGUUAGUAAAGAUCUAGAACCAUUUAAAACAGAGCUAAUUUCUGAAAGAAGCCUUGAAAGUCAAACACUGGAACACAUGGAUGGGGUAGAAGCUGAUGAGGAUUUACUGAGCUCUAAACUAACUGAGGCUAAUGGUCAAAAGAAAAUGGAGACAAGGACCAUAACCAAAUAUCUCGAUCAGACAAAUCUGAAUAGUGUUACUGACAAAAGGAAUAAUAAAGAUGAAGAAACUGAGACAGAAAAAGAAAAAUCAGCAUUUCAAAUGAAUGGAAAAGACAGUGAUGUUAAAGCAUUACCAAAUGAUGACUGCUCAGUUAAAGAUACUUGUGAAACAAAGGCAGGGGGUGAUGCCGAACCAAAAGUUAAUAAUAUUAAUAAAUCCAUUCAAGAACAUGAAAUAAAACCAUUGACUUUUAAGGAAUCUUCAGUAAAACCAUUCAUGAAUGGUGACAUCAUGGUAGAGGACACAAAGGACAAAAAUAAUGUGGACUCUAAGUCACGGCUGCAGAGUUCACCUGAGCUGGAAUCUGGAGAGAGUCUUCAGCCACCAGAUGAAGUUCCCAAGUAUGUGCAGAAAACUGAAGAAAAACGUCUUUCUCCGGAGAGAUCUGCUUUUGGCACUGCCUGUAAAGAAAAUAACCUGAAUAGUGAAACAGAAUCCAUGGAAACUGAAGCAGUCGAGGAGAAGAAAGUUACUCCAUCGCCUGUAACCUCGUGUGAGGAAUCUAGCUUGAGUAGUCACUUUGCUGAUCAGAAUGGUGUACAGACGUAUAAAAUGGAGAAUAUUAAUGGAGAAAGUAAAAUAAAAACUGUUAUUACUGAAGUGACAACCACAACAUCGACUGUGUCUACAGAAUCCAAAACUGUGUAUAAAGUUGCAGAGACUGUAGCUUCGAAUGAUGAGAAAACAACAGUAGUGUCAUCUACAGAAAACUGUGCCAUAUCCACUGUAACUACCACCACUACUGUGACUAAGCUCACCACUCCAGCUACAGACAGUAACGUUGAUGUCGUUUCUGUGCAAGAGCAUAGUAAAACGGUGGUUACAACAACAGUAACUGAUUCACUGACCACCCCAGAAGGCACAUUGGUGACUUCCAUGACUGUCAGCAAAGAAUAUUCCACAAAAGACAAAGUGAAGUUAAUGAAAUUUGCAAGACCCAAAAAAACCCGUUCUGGAACUGCCUUACCAUCUUAUAGAAAAUUUGUUACCAAAAGCAGUAAAAAAAGCAUCUUUGUUUUACCCAAUGAUGACUUGAAAAAGCUGGCCAGGAAAGGAGGGAUCAGAGAAGUUCCCUAUUUCAAUUACAAUGCAAAGCCUGCUUUGGAUAUCUGGCCAUAUCCAUCCCCAAGGCCAACUUUUGGGAUCACUUGGAGGUACCGACUUCAAACAGUGAAAUCACUGGCUGGAGUGAGCCUCAUGCUACGGUUGUUGUGGGCAUGUCUCAAAUGGGAUGAUAUGGCAGCAAAAGCUCCACCUGGGGGAGGAACUACACGUACAGAAACAUCUGAAACUGAAAUUACAACAACAGAAAUAAUCAAGCGAAGAGAUGUUGGUCCGUAUGGAAUCCGGUCAGAGUACUGUAUAAGAAAAAUUAUUUGUCCCAUUGGUGUGCCAGAGGCUCCAAAAGAAACUCCAACACCCCAGAGGAAGGGACUGCGAUCAAGUGCACUAAGGCCAAAAAGGCCAGAAACACCCAAGCAAACGGGCCCUGUUAUAAUCGAAAGUUGGGUAGCAGAGGAGGAAUUGGAACUGUGGGAGAUCAGGGCAUUUGCUGAAAGGGUGGAGAAGGAAAAGGCACAGGCAGUUGAACAACAGGCUAAGGUUAGUGAACAGAAGAAGGCAGAGGAAUUCAAGGCCCAAUUGGAGGCUCAACUAAAACACCAACGAUUGGCUGCCCAGCAGAAACGGCUGGAACAGCAGAAGCAGAUACCUACAGUAGGUGUGUCCCCUGCAGUCACUACAUCCAGCAGCACUGCAACUACUGUCUCAACACCACAGAAAGUUGUGGUAGGCCCUUUAACGGGCCCAGUCCCCACUGGAACCAAAGUAGUACUUACUACAAAAGUGGGUUCUCCAGCUACAGUAACAUUCCAACAGAACAAGAAUUUCCAUCAGACUUUUGCAACUUGGGUUAAACAAGGCCAAUCUUCAACAGCCACUAGCACAGCUGCCACUUCAGCCACAACCAUUGCCAGCACAGGGCAGACCUUCCAGAUCUCAGGCAGUCCAGUAACGAUGGCAGGGAAAGUGAUAACUAAGCUGCCACUCCCUGCAAACAGCAAGAUUGUUGCCGUCAAUGUGCCAUCAACUCAAGGAGGUGUUGUUCAAGUUCAGCAAAAGGUAUUGGGUAUCAUUCCAUCAACUACAGGUGCAAGUCAAACAUUUACUUCAUUCCAGCCAAGGACAGCAACUGUAACCAUUAGGCCAAAUACCACGGGGACAUUAGGAACAACAAGCACUUCACAAGUAGUGCAAGGGACACCGCUUCGCCCUGGUAUGACAGUGAUACGGACACCACUGCAGCAGUCAACACUUGGGAAGACCAUCAUUCGAACACCUGUGGUGGUGCAACAAGGUAUUCUUCCAGCCAGUCAGACGCAGCAAGUGGUCACUCAGAUAAUCAGGGGUCAGCCUGUCUCAACAGCAGUUUCUAGUACCAGCACAGCUUCUUCCAGUGCUGGCCAGAAAACAGUCACAAGUUCUGGAACACCACCUCAACAAACACAGCCACAAACCACGCCACAGCCCACUCGCCCUCAGCAGGGACAAGUGAAGCUUACUAUGGCCCAGCUCACACAGCUAACACAAGGACAGGGUGGCAGUCAAGGAUUAACUGUGGUAAUUCAGGGACAAGGUCAAACUACUGGUCAAUUACAAUUAAUCCCUCAGGGUGUGACUGUAAUACCUGGUCCAGGACAACAGCUUAUGCAAGCAGCUAUGCCAAAUGGUACAAUUCAGAGAUUUCUUUUCACCCCACUACCAGCAGCUGCUACUACAGCUAGCACAACUACAACAACAGUUUCUACUUCAACCUCAGCUACAGGGGAGCAGAAGCAAGCUCCACAGGCACAGCCAACAUCAGCGCUGCCACCAGCUCAGCUGCAGCCUCAGAGUCAGCAGCAAGGCCAGCCUCAAGUACAGAAUCAGAGUACUCAGCCCGUGCUGCCGGCCCAGCCGCAGGCUCCUCAGCCAGCGCUUCAGCCUGAAGCUCAGAGCCAGCCUGAAGCUCAGACUGCAGCAUCCGCUGACUCUCCAGUCACACCUGAAGCACAGUCAUCUAAAUCUCCAGUUCAGUCUCCAGCACAGACCCAGGCUCAAGGGCAGUCUCCAGUGCAAGUCCAGAGUCAGCCGCAGACUGCAAUCCUUCCACAAGGCCAGUCCCAAGUCCAGCCUCAGCAACCAGCUCAGGUGCAGACUACAACCCAACAACAGAUUCAGAUGCAGCCCCAUGCUCCCAUACAAAUUCAAGCGCAGCUGCAGCAAUCACAACCUCAGGUUCAGACUUCGGUCUCAACCCUUCCAACUACUCAAAGUUUAAAUCAGGUUCCUGUGCAAUCCCCAACUCGUCCUCAGCUGCAACUUCAGCAGCCUCCAACAAAACUUAUUACAGUGCCUCAGCUUCAGCAACAAGUCCAAGUUCUCUCUCAGCUUCAGUCACAUGUUGUGGCUCAGAUACAAGCCCAACAAGGCAGUGUGCCCCAGCAGAUCAAGCUUCAGUUACCUAUUCAGAUCCAACAAACUAGCCCAGUACAGGCUCACCAGAUUCAGAAUGUGGUAACAGUUCAAGCAGCUAGUGUUCAGGAGCAGCUGCAGAGAGUUCAGCAGCUCAGAGAGCAGCAACAGAAGAAAAAGCAGCAACAGAUAGAAUUUAAACGUGAGCACACCCUUCAGGCUUCUAAUCAAAGUGACAUUAUCCAGAAACAGGUGGUUAUGAAACAGAAUGCUGUCAUAGAGCACUUGAAACAGAAGAAGACACUGACUCCUGCAGAGAGGGAAGAAAAUCAGAGAAUGAUUGUGUGCAACCAAGUCAUGAAAUACAUUCUGGAUAAGAUUGACAAAGAAGAAAAACAGGCAGCUAAGAAACGAAAGCGAGAAGAGAGUGUGGAACAGAAGCGUAGUAAACAGAACGCUACUAAGCUCUCGGCUCUGCUUUUCAAGCAUAAAGAACAGCUGAAAGCUGAAAUAUUAAAGAAAAGAGCACUUCUGGACAAAGAACUACAAAUUGAAGUGCAGGAGGAGCUAAAGAGAGACUUAUCUAAAAUUAAGAAAGAAAAAGAAAAAGCCCAGGCAGCUGCUGCUGCUGCAGCCGCCGCCGCUGCUGCAGCCGCUGCCGCCGCCGCUGCACCGCCACCACCGCCGCCACCACUGCCACCACCGCCACCGCAGCAGCACGCAGCCAGCGUCACCUCCUCCUCCUCCACCACAGUCCCAAUGCCAGUCUCCUCCCAGAAGAGAAAGCGAGAGGAGGAGAAAGAUUCAUCAGCGUCCAAGUCCAAGAAAAAGAAAAUGAUUUCUACUACCUCAAAGGAAACAAAGAAGGACACAAAGCUUUACUGCAUCUGCAAAACGCCUUAUGACGAGUCUAAGUUCUAUAUUGGCUGUGAUCUUUGUACUAACUGGUAUCAUGGAGAAUGUGUUGGCAUCACAGAAAAGGAGGCUAAGAAAAUGGAUGUGUACAUCUGUAAUGAUUGUAAACGGGCACAAGAGGGCAGCAGUGAGGAAUUGUACUGUAUCUGCAGAACACCUUAUGAUGAGUCACAAUUUUACAUUGGCUGCGACCGAUGUCAGAACUGGUAUCACGGGCGCUGUGUUGGCAUUUUACAAAGUGAGGCAGAUCUCAUUGAUGAAUACGUGUGUCCACAAUGUCAGUCCACAGAAGAUGCCAUGACUGUGCUCAGUCCACUAACCGAUAAAGAUUACGAAGGUUUAAGAAGAGUACUACGUUCCUUACAGGCUCACAAGAUGGCAUGGCCGUUCCUAGAACCAGUAGAUCCCAAUGAUGCACCAGAUUAUUAUGGUGUUAUUAAAGAACCAAUGGACCUUGCCACCAUGGAGGAGAGGAUACUGAAACGUUACUACAAGAAAGUCACGGAGUUUGUGGCAGAUAUGACCAAAAUUUUUGAUAACUGUCGUUACUACAAUCCAAGUGACUCCCCUUUUUACCAAUGUGCAGAAGUUCUUGAAUCAUUCUUUGUACAGAAACUAAAAGGAUUUAAGGCAAGCAGGUCCCAUAACAACAAACUGCAGUCUACAGCUUCUUAGAGUUCAGCGUGUUUAACCUAACACACCCGAGCAAGAAUCUGGUUGUCUGAAAGUUUUUAAUUAAGAAGCCAGAUGUUUUUAGUCAGGUUAUCCUGACGAGACUUGAUGUAAACUGCGUUUUUAUUGGUCACAACAGUCAGAUUAUAUUCUUGGCUUAUUUUGUCCAAAGGACAAAGAGAUAAAAAUCAGCAGCACCACUUUCUUGUCAAGAUCAAAUUGUUGUACUAUUGUGGCAGAAGCAGGAAAACUUGGUUUUGUUGAAGGAGAGAGAGAAAGAGAGCAAGAAAAAAGAUACAGUAAAUGGGGUCACGUUUAACUCCAUGGAAAUGCCACGUCUGUUCUUCAGUGAAGAAGCUGGUUUAAAGUCCACACAGAAAACUUUGACUGUAUUUAUUUAUUGUUGCAAAAAAGACGCUUUUUUAUUGCUGCCCUCAUUUGUCAGCUAAUUAUUUUUUCUUAUAAAAUCCAGCCCCGGUUACAUGUAAUCCAUUCUGUAUCUUAACAUGAUUCCUGUAGGUAAAAGUACAAGAAGACCUCUAGAUGUCUUUUCUUUCUAUGAAAGGAGCUGCUAUGUACACAUGUGCACACACACAGAACUGGGAAUCAACAAUGAGUUUAUCGUUCAUGGUAGAUAAAAACAAUUAAGCUUGCAUAAAAGUUGGGCUAAGUGGUCAUGGACUACAGACUCUGUUGCCUUGAAUAUAACAGUACAAUUUGUCAUUUACUCUGCACCAGACUGAAAUGAGUAAAAUCUAUUUGAAGGUAUCUUGUUUGUAAACAUUUGUCAGAUUCUAAUUUUUUUUCUUUUGUAUUAAAAUUCAAAAUAUGGAUGUAUAUGAAACAAAAUAAAUGGAGAUAAUUGUUCUCCCCACAGAUGUAGGUGUCUUUGCGUGUGCACUAAUACGUUUGUAACACUUUGGGGAUCUGUUCGGAAGUGUAGACACUGCGAAGUGGUAGGGGUGGGAGUAACCAGGGAGAUCUUGACUUUAUUCUGCUCCGAGGGGAGCGUUUACUACGUUGCAUUCCAAAGCAGCUGUCAUCCCUCUAGGAGAUGUCUAGUGGUGCCAAAAUUCCUGUAACAGAUAACGUGGUAGGAAGUACUGUGUGAAAUGUCACUGCCCACCGCUGCAUUGGUGGUACUUUGCCAAGCGCUGUAGGAACGUGAAGCACCACGUGUAAUUGUAUCUGCUCUGGGGCUGCUCCACCGCUUCCUGUGCGAGGAGAGCUGCCGAGAGGGGCAGAGGGAAGGCAGCACAAGAUGCAACCUGCUGAUGAUGUUGCUUUUCUCCUUCCCAUCUAUUGCUUUCACGUUGCGUCUGUCACUGACUUGCGCGUUUGACCUGUCUGUAGUUAUCAGCCACGGGUUGUAUGCGGCUCUUGGACCAUUCGACUAGCUUUUGCACUAACUCACAGCUGACUUCUGUUCUACAGCGACCUGGGAUUUGCCUGAUUUAUGGAUAAGCUCCUUUCGGGUUUAACCUCACACCUUGCUAUGCAAGAACCUCUUCUGUUAUCUUUCUUAAAAAGACGUUGCUACUGACCACACUUUCUUACACUUCCAGGCUCAGGUGUACAGGUUCUUCUGGGUAAUUUUAUCUAAUAAAAACCCGCGUGUUUUUGUACAUACAAAUGUUGUCAUUUAACCUCUGUGUGGAAAUGAAAAAUAACUGUUCAAUGUGGAAACAAUAAUCCAUUUAUGCUUCUUGGAGUUAAAGAAGAGUAGUUGCAUUUAGGUUCUGUUGUCCUUUGGCGUUUUAACAGAAAUGCUGCAUAUUGUACGCAUUGUGGGUUUAAUGCAACGAGGGGAAUUCUCAACUUUUAACAGCAUUUGAACAUACCCUGCAUCUCAUCAGAACAUCACAGUAUUUCUGUACUAUUUAUUCAUCUAUAAAUCUCUAUGACUUGAUUUGAAACUUUCCUACCUGUAGGCAUUAGAUGGCUGUUUUUAACAAAUUGUGGCAAACUGAAGAGUACGUUUUUGUACCUUAUAGGACACGUCAUCCUAGACAAAUAAAGUGAUGUGUUUGACAUGGA